AUGGAUCUCUGGGUCACCUGCUUGAUCAAAGUGAUUUCCCUUUCAUCCGAGACGAAUGUCAUUCAGGCCGAUGAGGCUAAAGAGGCGAAAAUUGUGUUGCCGAGUGUCCCAUUACAGCCAGAAGAACUGCCUCCUGCAUCUGAACCGCAUCCCGUGAAGCAACCCGUAGUGCAGGAAUCGCCUAAGCCUAUGCCCAAUCCCGUUAUUCAAACAGAGUCAUCUCUCCCUAAAAGUGUUCCCAAGAAGGAGCGGAAAUCCAUGAAAGCCGAGUCAAAGGUUUCAAAAACAACUCCGAAAGCUGCAGUGCAGAAGCCUACCCCAGUGAAAGUUGCACCGGCAAGAGCAUCUUCGCCAAAACCAUCACCUCCUCCCCCUCCCCCUCCCAAGCCUUCAUCCCCAGAGGUGAUUGCACCGAAAGCGGAGCUUCCAAAGCACCCCCAGCCCACUCCAUCGCCGAUAACUCAGGCUGUUCCACAAGUCAUGAUCGCAGCGCUUUCUCCAAACCUGCCAUCGGGGAGUCCCCUGCAGGCGCAGAAAAGGCCCGUUCCGAAAAAGCAGCCGACACAACCAAGCCCUGAAAAAGUCACAAAAGCAUCGAAACCACCUGUAGACUAUCAAGUCUUGCUGCUGUCAUUAGCAGAUGAAUACUUGAACGCGGCCCAUCGUCACGGGACUAGGACGGCUUUGGCGACAAGUCAAAAAGAAGUUGAAGAAUACUAUAAGCUCGUUUCGACGGGGUUGGGAUGCCUGGAGGCAGUUUUGAAAAACUGGCGCUUGCAGCCUCGAAAGGAAGCUCUUGUGCGACUGCGGUACGCUCGUACUUUGUAUGAGGAGACCGAGAACGAUCUUGAAGCCGAGACUGCUCUGAGCAAGGGUAACCGGAUGCUCGACCUGAAAUACAGCAUGCAGCAUUUGCUCGCGCGAAUGCUACACAAGACAAACCCCAAGGCAUCUUUGAAGGCAGUGGAUGGGAUGAUUCAGGACGUCGAAGCUUACCGUCACACGGCUUGGGAAUACACUUUCCGAUUUCUGCGCGUCACCCUCUCGCUUUCAUCCCCGUCACAUCCGGACUCCGUGCAGGCUCUUCAACAUCUCAACAAAAUUUCGACCAUGGCUAGUCGCAACGGCGACAAGGCGGUGGCUGCGAUGGCUGCCGUCAUUGAAGCUCUGGCGCAUCUACAACAAGGAACCGGUUCGGACGCUAUCGAGCAGGCUCAGCGCGCCCUGGCCGCUGCCCGCAGCCAUCAGCUGAACGAAGAAUUAAAACAUAUUCCGCAGCUUGUCACUCUGACUCAAAUGGUGGAUAUUUGCUGCAGCCUGUUAGAGUACGACGUACCGCAGGCUUCUCAGAAGCUCAAGAUUUUACAAAGCUUGGCAGAUGAGACUCUGAACGAUCCCAACUGGCGAGCGGACGGUUCCUUUUCCGUGCCUUUGAGUGGCAAGUCGGCUGGCCCUUCUUCAAUCGACACAGGGGAUAUUCUUCAGGUGCAGAACGGCACGUUGCUUCUCAGCUUCAACUGGUUGCCACAGCACGAUCUGUAUGCUCUCUCAUACUUUCUGAGCUCCAUUACAUUGAGUGCCAAGAAUUCCUAUGAUGGUCGAAAGGCGGAGCAAUUUUUGGACGAGGGCCUCCGCAUGAUUCAAGGGAGUUUCACCGCACCGCAAGAAAUCUCCGAGUCGAUGGUGAAUGCCACGAGGCGUGUCGAAUGGCGUCGUUCUCUCUGUUGCAACUUCCUCUUACAGCGGGUGUUCCUUGCUUGCGCACGAACUGAUUGGGAGUUUGCCGCGCAAUCUUUGCAAGAGCUUCGACACUUUACACAAGAGUGUGGGCCGAAUCUGCCCAGGUCCAUUCAGUGCUUGAUGGAAUACGCGGCUGGCACUAUAGCGCAAGCAACAGGCGAUCUUGCACGUGCACUGAGCAUUUUCCAAUCCCCGCUGCUGUUACUCUCACCGUCCGCCAGUAAAACAUCCCGUAACGAUCCUUGUCGAGAUACGUGCAUUCUCGCCGCGCUGAAUACCAUCCUCAUCAUUCGGGAACCCUCUCAUCCCGCCCAUUCUUAUCUCCCCACGGUGCAAGCGACCAUCGAACCCUUUUGCCAGCAUGGGCCGAAUAAAUACAUCCAGGCGGCAUACUAUCUGGUCUGCGCCACCGUCCAGACCGAAUCGACCAUUCAGACCAAGACCUUCCUUCAGCAUGCUCUUCAGUCGGCUACCGCCAUCAGCAACUCACAGAUUACAUGCAUGACGCUGACAUUCAUGAGUUGGAAGUAUUUCCGCGGUGUUGUUGGUGAGCAAGCCGAGAAGAGCGUUCGAGCCGGUCGAGCGAUGGCUAAACGAGCCAACGACCGGCUUUGGGCCAGCGUGACGGACGAAAUGCUGGCGGAGACACUCGAAAGGCAUGGGAAAGGUGAUGAGGCUCGCGGUGUAAGGGAGGAAGGACAGCGUUUGAUCACGGGUCUUCCACCUAGCCUGAAGCGACCGGCAUGA
Molecule: messenger RNA, 2487 nt
Organism: Penicillium oxalicum
Lineage: Eukaryota; Fungi; Ascomycota; Eurotiomycetes; Eurotiales; Aspergillaceae
Exons: 6
Coding region: 1-2487 (828 amino acids)
Biological process (GO): maintenance of mitotic sister chromatid cohesion; mitotic sister chromatid cohesion
Cellular component (GO): chromatin; SMC loading complex
Molecular function (GO): double-stranded DNA binding
Source: RefSeq, a predicted model, not a curated record